Cydia strobilella is the source of this 1981-nucleotide messenger RNA. It is a transcript of the gene Desat3, whose product is annotated as acyl-CoA Delta-9 desaturase-like. The transcript has 5 exons. The record is from RefSeq and is a predicted model, not a curated record. Lineage: Eukaryota; Metazoa; Arthropoda; Insecta; Lepidoptera; Tortricidae. Gene Ontology annotation, molecular function: stearoyl-CoA 9-desaturase activity; iron ion binding. Gene Ontology annotation, cellular component: endoplasmic reticulum membrane. Gene Ontology annotation, biological process: unsaturated fatty acid biosynthetic process. Bases 142 to 1197 code for a protein of 351 amino acids.
UCCAGCGGUGCGCACGCGGUCUUGUCCAACAUCUAAGUAUAUAUAUCGAGCGCGAGAAAUGCUGCGUGACAGUCGCGCGGAAAACGUUAAGUGAUCAUAAGGAGGUUCUCGAGUGUCGGAAGUAAUCUAGUUUAACUCACAAUGCCGCCUCAAGGGCAACCCGCGGCCUGGGUGCUGGAUGAGAACGACGCCCUCGCCGAAGAAAAAGACGGGGGUCUCCACACCCCCGCCCCGGAGGCCGGGAAGAGAAAACUGCAGAUCGUGUGGAGGAAUGUCACCCUGUUCGUGUUCCUGCAUAUCGGAGCGCUGUACGGCGGAUACCUGUUCUUUACUAAGGCCAUGUGGAUUACGAGGAUUUUCACGGUUCUAUUAUACGUCAUGUCCGGCCUGGGCAUCACGGCGGGAGCACACAGGUUAUGGGCCCACAAGUCGUACAAGGCGCGCCUGCCUCUGAGGAUACUGCUCACGCUGUUCAACACACUUGCCUUCCAGGAUUCCGCGAUAGACUGGGCGCGCGACCACCGCAUGCACCACAAGUACUCCGAGACCGACGCCGACCCGCACAACGCCACUCGUGGCUUCUUCUUCUCGCACGUUGGCUGGCUAAUGGUGCGAAAGCAUCCGCAGAUCAAGGCCAAAGGUCACACCAUCGAUAUGAGCGACUUACUAGCCGAUCCCGUCCUUCGCUUUCAGAAGAAAUACUACCUGACCCUGAUGCCGCUUAUCUGCUUCAUUCUACCCUCAAUAAUCCCCACUCUUUGGGGUGAGUCUCUGUGGAACGGCUACUUCGUCUGCGCAAUCUUCCGCUAUUGCUACGUCCUUAACGUCACCUGGUUGGUCAACUCGGCCGCCCACAAGUGGGGAGACCGCACUUACGACAAAAACAUCAACCCUGUCGAAACCAAGCCUGUGUCUUUUCUCGUUUUUGGCGAAGGCUUCCAUAAUUAUCAUCACGUUUUCCCUUGGGACUAUAAAACUGCCGAGUUAGGAAACUAUUCUCUCAAUCUUUCAAAGCUCUUCAUUGACACUAUGUCUAAAAUCGGAUGGGCUUAUGAUCUUAAGUCAGUUUCCCCUGACAUUGUCGAGAAGCGAGUGAGGAGAACCGGUGAUGGAAGCCAUCCUGUUUGGGGAUGGGACGACGCGCCGGCGGCCGACAAGGGGGUGGCGACUAUAUCCAACCCUGACAAGACUGAAUGAACUGAUUAGAUCGGUUGACAUAGGGUAGACCGAGGAGAAUCGGAUCACAGGGUGAAUCGGAUGAAAAAUGCGUUGAUAUUAAAUUUGAAGUAUUGCAUUGAUAUGAGUACACUUAAAUAGCGCUGUACCUGUCUUCUGUUAGCUUGCGACGGCAGUCAUAAGCAAUAUUUUCAGUAUCAACUUCUUAUUUAGUCUGACCCGAUUCGCCCUGUGAUAAUCCAAUUCGCCUCGUCUACUAUACGAGAAGUCUGUAUUUUGAUGUGCAGAUUAGCUUAGUGUAGGUGUAUCUGCUAUUUAGCACCGUUUAACUAUAAAAAUCAUGGUUUUUCAUCUGCGCGGCCGAUAUACGUUUUGGCCUAAGACUCCUUUAGUUAAGACUACUUGAGUUUUUAAAACCGGCCAAGGGGCAAAGCAUCACGCGAUUAAAUAUAUUAUUAAAUAAAAAAAAUCUCCACCUACCGGUUGGCAUUUGUUUAAAUGAUGAAUAUGCAUUUGUUUAUAUAUUUGAUUUUAUACAAUAGUUAAAUAGUGUUAGUAUGACUCACGGUAGUUUAAAUUAAAAUGUUUUAUGAACUAGUGUAAGAGUAGCUGUUUACACUCUGCCAUUAAUUAUUGUGACGAUUUGUGAUAACUAUUUGUCGAUAAUUUAGUUUAUUUAUUUAGGAUUAGGAGUUACCAAAUAUUAUUUAACAUUGAAUGUAUAAUUUAUCUGCACGUAAUUUUGAUAGCCGCGAAACAUAUAGUUUUAGGUAUUGUGCUCAAUAAAUACGUUCUAAAAGACCAA